AUCUCCUUCCAUUAUGCCUUAUUUAAGCUGAGCAUACAAUUUAGAUGACUACAUCACGCAAAGGAAAAGCGCCAGAACGAGGAAACACAUCCAAGUUUCCCGCUAAGAGAAAAGUGCCUGACGAAGACGGUCCUGCCUCUGAGGCCCAGAAGAAGCCUCGGGUAUCUAUCGCUGAACUAUUGUCCUCCCAGCAGAGCAACGAUCCGAAUGAAGGUCGUCAGAUAGGAAAAGGAAACGGCGACGGUGACAAGAGAGGAGACAAAAUGGAUACCAAAGCUUCCCCGCCAGCCAGACUGUCCAACAAGGACAUGUACACCUUCACUUCCAAGUCCACCACGAACAACGUUGUCGACCUGACGGGCUCCCCUGAAUCACACAAGAGAAAGACGUCAUUCGCGAGUACAAAGGUGCCUUUCAACCCGCAUCAAGGGCCGAAGAAGUUGGUCGUCAAGAACCUGCGCACAGUACCUCGGAUAGACCCCCAACAGUACUUCGAACAAAUAUGGGCGCAGGAGGACAAAGCUCUUGAUGCAGUCUUCAGAAAUGAGAAGCAGCCAUACUCACUAGAGGAGCUCUACAAAGGUGCAGAAAAUGUCUGCCGCCAAGGCAAGGCUGCUGAGCUGUAUGCCAGGCUAAGCAGGAAGUGUGAGACCUAUCUCACGGAUGCCGUUAGAGACAGUAUCCGUCGAGACGAAGGCAACUCAUCCGAUGCCGAUGCUCUGCAGGCGUUUGUAAGCGCUUGGGCAACCUGGCAAAAGCAAUUGUUGACAGUCCGCCAAAUAUUCUACUACCUUGACCAGACUUUCCUCCUUCGCUCUGCUGAAAACGCGAGUAUCACCGAGAUGGGUCUGAUCAAAUUUAGAUCUUGCGUCUUCCAGGAUCAAUUUAUCAAACCAAAAGUCCUAAAGGGAGUGGUGACGCUGAUCGACUCAGACAGGAAGGGGAGCCUUGGUGAAAAGGACACCAGUCUCCUACGUCAAGCCGUCGACUCAUUACACGAGUUGAGCAUAUACACCAGCGAAUUCGAGCCAGUCUUGCAAUCCACCACAGAACGGUACUUCAAGACAUGGCGAGAGACGGAAGCUAACAAGGACGACCUUGCGGCAUAUGUGAACAACUGUACCGAUCUACUCGCUCGGGAAAUGUCUCGAUGUGACUUUCUCACCUUGGACCGGAGCACAAGAGCUCAAAUUUCGGACCUGUUCGAUGAGAUACUGGUUGAGCAGGAAUUAGAGGUCCUUACAAGUGAGGACAGUAUUUUGGAUCUUCUCGAAGAUGACAAGUAUGAGGAAUUAGAGCGACUGUAUACUCUUCUCCAGAGGAAGUCACACGGCGAGAAAUUAGCAUCAACCUUCGGCAAAUAUGUUGAAACGGAAGGAUCGAUGAUUGUGUUUGACGAGAAGCGAGAAGCGGAAAUGGUCGUUAGACUUCUCGAAUUUAAGCGACGGUUAGAUCGGUACCUCAAGUAUUCCUUCCGCAGCAACGAGACACUCGGGAAUGCUCUGCACAAAGCUUUUGAGUUGUUCAUCAACAAAACCAAGAAGACUCAGUCGAAUUGGGACACGGACAACAACAAACCUGGGGAAAUGAUUGCAAAACAUGUCGAUCUCCUUCUCAAAGGUGGCGUCAAAGCGAUCCCACGUCUUCAGACACAGAAAUCCGAUCCAUCGAGACCCGAGGAAGAACAUGACUUUGACGAAGGCGCUGCAGACGAAGACGCCGAAAUUAACCAACAUCUCUCAAACGCUCUGGAUCUGUUCCGUUUCGUCCACGGCAAAGCAGUCUUCGAAGCCUUCUACAAGAAAGAUCUAGCUCGACGCUUGCUCAUGGGUCGCAGCGCUUCCUUCGACGCCGAACGCAACAUGCUCACACGGCUGAAGAACGAAUGCGGGGCUGCAUUCACGCACAACCUCGAAUCCAUGUUCAAAGAUAUGGAUCUCGCCCGCGAAGAGAUGAUGUCGUACAACCAAUUGCUAGACGACCGAGGCGGCAAAUCCGCCGGACCAGAUCUCCAUGUUAACGUCCUCUCCGCCGCUGCGUGGCCCACGUAUCUCGAUGUAACCGUCAACAUCCCACCUGACAUCGCCAAAGUCAUGGCGGAUUUUGAGACGCACUACAAAGCAAAACACAGUGGUCGAAAACUUUCCUGGAAACACUCCCUUGCGCACUGCCAACUCCGCGCCAGAUUCCCCAGGGGAAACAAAGAACUGGUUGUCUCGGGCUUCCAAGCCAUCGUGCUGCUCCUGUUCAAUGACAUGCCGGCCGACAAACACCUCAGUUACACCGAGAUCAAAGCGUCUUCUGGCCUGGUCGACGCCGAGCUCAAACGCACAUUGCAAUCUAUCGCGUGUGCCAAGUAUCAGGUCCUCAAGAAACACCCGAAGGGCCGUGAGAUCAACGAGACCGACACGUUUACGUUCAAUGCGGCCUUUGCGGACCCGAAGUUGCGUGUCAAGAUCAACCAGAUCCAGCUCAAGGAGACGAAGGAAGAGAACAAAGAAACGCACCAGCGUGUCGCGGCGGACCGGCACUACGAGACGCAAGCGGCGAUUGUACGCAUCAUGAAGUCGCGCAAGAAGAUCGGGCACAAUGAGUUGAUCGUCGAGGUUAUCAAGGCGACCAUGUCGAGAGGUGUGCUGGAUCAGGCUGAUAUUAAGCGGAACAUCGAGAAGUUGAUCGAGAAGGACUACAUGGAGAAGGAGGAAGGAAACAGCUAUUCGUAUGUGGCGUGAUCGCCUCUCGUCCUUGGAGAGAGGUAAGCCGGCUGGGGGUCGUGGGUGUUGAGAUGUGCUAUAAAUUGCAAAGAUGGACGUCUUUUCGAGCUGAACAAUUGGACAUUCGAGGAGGAUGUAUGAUGAGGAUCAUGAAAGUACGAUCAAUUUUGACAGCAGAGCUAGAAGGGAACUGUAGAACAAUGCAACAGACGCCCAGCGCGACAAUCAAGUGCGAUCCAGA
Molecule: messenger RNA, 2955 nt
Organism: Exophiala xenobiotica
Lineage: Eukaryota; Fungi; Ascomycota; Eurotiomycetes; Chaetothyriales; Herpotrichiellaceae
Exons: 2
Coding region: 45-2732 (895 amino acids)
Biological process (GO): DNA damage response; protein ubiquitination; ubiquitin-dependent protein catabolic process
Cellular component (GO): Cul4-RING E3 ubiquitin ligase complex
Molecular function (GO): ubiquitin protein ligase binding
Source: RefSeq, a predicted model, not a curated record